AAGGAUUACACAACGCAGAACCGGUCAAGUCGGUUUUUCCCAUCGAGAGACAGAAACUAGAGUGACCUCCCUGGAGCUCUCAAGGUCAUGUCUGGGUGCCUGGGCACGAAAAAAGCUAAAAAAAAAUAAAAUAAAAUAAAAAAUCCAGGUUCUGGAACAUUCUAGGACGUUCUAGAAUGUUCCGGGAUCCCUAGAAUUUUUCCGAGGUGUUCUAGAAUGUACCAGAACAUCACCAAGUGAGUCUGGGGGGAUUCUGGGAUACGGGUCUGAGUAGAAGUUUCCCGGCUGGGUGUGACGGGUGUCCUGGUGCCGGCCUGUCCCUGCGGACAUUGACGUGACAUCCCGUGCCCACCGGGGCUGCGGAAACUUCCAGCACAUCGGCAGAGGGUCUCAGACCCCCCAGGACGCUCGCUGGGUUCUCUGGAACAUACUGGAACAUUCUACAACAUUCCAAGACCCCAAAGACACUCUCCAAGCGGUCCAGGGCAUCCUACGAACAUUCUACAAAAUUCUACGUCAUCCACCAGUAUUCCGGAACACUCCAAGACCAGGCGCUCUAGAAUACUCUAAGGCCCCGAGGACGUGCACCGGGCUCUCUGGACGUGUUCUAGAACGUUCCGGAACAUUCCACAGAAUUCCUCGCGAUUCCAAGGACAUUUCCUGGGCAUUCUAGAACAUUCUGGAAUCCUGGAAACACCCACCAGGGGUUCUGGAAAAUUCCAAGGCCCAAGAACGCACGACAGACUCUCCCAGAAUUCCCUGGGAGCACUGACCGUUCCGGAACGUCCCUGGUGUCCAUCAGGAUGUUUGCACAACCUUCGGCCCCGCCAACUCCUCCCCCAGCCCUGGCAAUAAAUAGACGCCGGGUCCCCGCCGGCUCAGACGACGACGAAGACGAUGGUGAUGAAGAUGACGGUGACGAAGGCUCUCCUCCUCGCCCUCACGGUGGGCGUGGCCUGUGCGGACGUCGACCCCGCCCAGCUCUCCGGGCCCUGGCGCACCUCCGCCAUGGCCUCCGACAACCUGGAAAUGAUCCUGAAGGAUGGGCCACUCCCGAUGCUGUUCCGCGAGAUGGAGUGCAACGAGGAAUGCAACGCCCUGAACGUCUUCUUCUACGUCAAGAAGAACAAGGUAUGCACCCCGCACAGGGUUGUGGCCCAGAAGAACGCAGACGGCAUCUACACCACUGACUUCGAGGGCCAGACCUCCUUCCAGUUCCACGAAUUGGAUCCCGUUAGGCAAAUCAUCUUCAUCAAUAACAUGGGGUCCAAAGGCAAGACCAGCCGCCUCAGCUUCCUUGUGGUCAAAUUGAAUAUCAUAAAUGAGGACCCACCAGAGGACUACGCGAGGCUCACGGAGCAGAAUGGGAUCCCGCGGAAGUACAUCCGGCGUGUGGCCGACACAGACACCUGUCCACCCUGAGGACGCCUCCCUUGGAGAAGGUGCCAGAACGUUCUAGACCAUUCCAGAACCGCCCCUGAUCGCCUCACCAUCUCCUCCCACCUGCGAACUGCGCUAGCAUGCUCCGGAACAUUCUAGAACGUUCUGGAUUGAUCCAAGAUGGUCUGGAUUGUUCCAGAAUUUCUAGAAAGCUCCGGAACAUUCUAGAAUCGGCCGUCCCCAGCUUUCUCUGCUUCCUGUUCAUGGAAUAAACUCAUCCCAGGCACAG
Oryctolagus cuniculus (rabbit) is the source of this 1669-nucleotide messenger RNA. The record is from RefSeq and is a predicted model, not a curated record. Lineage: Eukaryota; Metazoa; Chordata; Mammalia; Lagomorpha; Leporidae.